AAUUAAAAAAAUUACAUCAUAUCAAAGUCAAUAACUCCCUUUCCUUUAGACCAUUCUAAACUUGUACACGCGCAAAGCUUGAAUCUUUUUCUGCAUAUCAUUCAUCCAAUAUGUUCCCUCAAUAACUCGGAAGAAAGACAUCUCCUUCUUCGCAGGAUGAAGUUUUGUACUUUUAUUGUUAUAUUUGCAGCAUUAGGUGCCACUGUUUUCGCUGAAGAUGAUGCGAGGUGCCUGCAAGGUGUGCAGAAUUCACUUGGUGACCCAGAAGGGAGGCUGGCAACAUGGAACUUUGGAAACACAUCAGUUGGAUUCAUCUGCAAUUUUGUUGGGGUGUCAUGUUGGAAUGAUCGAGAGAAUAGGAUAAUCAACCUCGAAUUACGUGACAUGAAGCUGUCAGGACAAGUUCCUGAAUCCUUACAGUACUGUAAAAGCCUGCAAAACUUGGAUCUUUCAUCUAAUUCUCUCUCCGGUACGAUUCCUGCUCAAAUAUGUACCUGGUUGCCUUACUUAGUCACUCUUGAUCUCUCAAAUAAUGAUUUUUCUGGUCCUAUACCACCUGAUCUUGCAAACUGUAUUUAUUUGAAUAACUUGAUACUAUCAAACAAUCGUCUCUCUGGGUCUAUUCCUCUUGGAUUUUCUGCUUUGGGUAGGCUCAAGAAGUUUUCUGUGGCAAAUAAUGAUCUUACCGGUCCUGUUCCUUCCUCCUUUAAUAAUUAUGAUUCCGCGGAUUUUGAUGGGAAUAAGGGACUGUGUGGGAGGCCUUUAUCUAAGUGCGGUGGGCUAAGCAAGAAGAAUCUUGCUAUUAUAAUUGCUGCUGGGGUUUUUGGUGCCGCUUCUUCUUUGUUGUUGGGAUUUGGGGUGUGGUGGUGGUAUCAGUCAAAGCAUUCUGGGAGAAGAAAGGGAGGGUAUGACUUUGGAAGAGGUGAUGAUACUAAUUGGGCUCAGAGAUUGAGGUCUCACAAGCUUGUUCAAGUUUCUUUGUUUCAAAAGCCUCUUGUUAAGGUUAAAUUGGGUGAUUUAAUGGCUGCUACAAACAAUUUUAGUCCAGAGAGUAUCAUUAUUUCGACUAGAUCAGGCACUACUUAUAAGGCUGUUCUUCCUGAUGGGUCGGCUCUUGCAAUCAAGCGUCUUAGUACUUGUAAGCUCGGUGAGAAGCAGUUUCAGUUAGAGAUGAAUCGAUUAGGCCAGGUUAGGCAUCCAAAUUUGGCACCCCUUUUGGGGUUUUGUGUUGCGGGGGAGGAGAAGCUUUUGGUAUAUAAGCACAUGUCUAAUGGGACUUUGUAUUCUUUGCUCCACGGGACUGGUAAUGCACUGGAUUGGCCAACAAGAUUCAGGAUUGGUUUCGGUGCUGCUAGGGGUCUAGCUUGGCUUCACCAUGGCUACCAGCCUCCAUUCCUGCAUCAGAACAUCUGCUCCAAUGCGAUUCUUGUCGACGAAGACUUUGAUGCUCGGAUUAUGGACUUUGGAUUAGCGAGGAUGAUGACUUCCUCAGACUCUAACGAGAGCAGUUACGUUAAUGGGGAUUUGGGAGAAAUCGGUUAUGUGGCCCCAGAGUACUCGAGCACUAUGGUUGCUUCACUCAAAGGAGACGUGUAUGGAUUUGGAGUAGUGCUUUUGGAGCUGGUGACAGGGCAAAAACCUCUCGACAUCAGCACCGCUGAAGAAGGAUUCAAAGGGAACUUGGUGGAUUGGGUAAAUAACCUCUCAAGUUCAGGUAGAAGCAAAGAUGCAGUUGAGAAAGCUAUCUGUGGUAAGGGACAUGAUGAGGAGAUUUCCCAGUUCCUAAAAAUUGCUUGUAAAUGUGUCAUUGCUCGGCCCAAGGACAGAUGGUCUAUGUACGAGGCUUACCAGUCCUUGAAGAUCAUUGCCAAUGAGCAUGGUUUGACAUUGUCAGAGCAAGAUGACGAAUUUCCAUUGAUUUUUGGCAAACAAGGUCAUGAUUAAGUGUAGCUUUGGUGAAAAUUAAGAUGACAGAAGCCAGAUAAAGUGGCAAAGAACUGUUGCCAUACAUAAUUUAUACGUUGUCUGGUUAGUAUUCCAAAGGCUCUCGGUGUAAAUGGUAUGAUAUAUCAUUCAUUUGAGCUUCCUUUCCCAUUUGUUUUCUGUAGUUGAUAUGAAAAAAACCAAAAAAAACCCAGGAAAUCAUCCUUCAACUCCAGGUUCUUGAAUCUCAAAGAACUAUAUUUUGUCUGCCUUUUGUUUCCAAGAGAAACCACCUCAACACAGCAUGUAAUUUUUAAUAUGUUCUCUGUUUGUAGCCUUAGAAUUUGAUUUGAUGUGAAUGACAGUGAAUAAUGAUUGUAUUGUAUUGUAAUUUUUUUAUAUUA
Molecule: messenger RNA, 2327 nt
Organism: Populus trichocarpa (black cottonwood)
Lineage: Eukaryota; Viridiplantae; Streptophyta; Magnoliopsida; Malpighiales; Salicaceae
Product: inactive LRR receptor-like serine/threonine-protein kinase BIR2
Exons: 1
Coding region: 157-1944 (595 amino acids)
Biological process (GO): protein phosphorylation
Molecular function (GO): protein kinase activity; protein binding; ATP binding
Source: RefSeq, a predicted model, not a curated record